Messenger RNA from Saxophila tyrrhenica, 1215 nucleotides. It is a transcript of the gene GPI8, whose product is annotated as glycosylphosphatidylinositol anchor biosynthesis. Lineage: Eukaryota; Fungi; Ascomycota; Dothideomycetes; Mycosphaerellales; Extremaceae. Gene Ontology annotation, biological process: proteolysis; attachment of GPI anchor to protein. Bases 1 to 1215 code for a protein of 404 amino acids. Gene Ontology annotation, molecular function: GPI-anchor transamidase activity. Gene Ontology annotation, cellular component: GPI-anchor transamidase complex. The record is from RefSeq and is a predicted model, not a curated record. The transcript has a single exon.
AUGCGCGUAUUCAACCUUCCGGCGGCGCUGUUGGCGCUGCUCGCCGGCCCCUUACUGGCCACCGCCGUCCACACGUCCAACUGGGCCGUACUCGUCUCAACAUCUCGCUUCUGGUUCAACUACCGACAUCUUGCGAACACCCUGUCCCUGUACCGUACUGUCAAGAGGCUGGGGAUACCGGACAACCAGAUCAUCCUCAUGCUCCCGGACGACAUGGCCUGCAAUCCACGGAACACCUUCACAGGCAGCGUGUUCAACGACAAGAGUCGGUUACUAGAUCUGUACGAUGACAAGGGGGCUCUCGAGAACCUAGGAAUGGGCGGUAUAGAAGUCGACUACAGAGGGAAUGAGGUCACGGUGGAGAACUUUAUCCGACUGCUCACAGACCGGUGGCCUUCCUCGCAUCCACACAGCAAGCGACUCAUGACUGGCCCACAAUCCAACAUCCUAAUCUAUAUGACCGGACACGGUGGCAACGAGUUUCUGAAGUUCCAGGACAGCGAGGAGAUCUCAUCUUUCGACCUCGCGGAUGCUUUCGCGCAGAUGUACGAGAAGAAACGAUACCAUGAGAUGCUCUUUAUGAUCGAUACAUGCCAGGCCAAUACCAUGUACAACGCCUUCUAUAGCCCUGGUGUACUAGCCACAGGCAGCAGCGCAAAGGACCAAAGCAGUUACAGUCAUCAUGCCGACCAAGAUGUCGGCGUGGCAGUCAUCGAUCGCUGGACUUACUUCUACCUUGAAUUUCUCGAGACGUACUUGAACAGCACUGCUUCGGAUGUGCGGUUAGGUGAGCUGUUCGACUACCAGACCUUCGAGCGUGUCCACUCAGACGCUGGCGUGCGCUACGACCUGUUGGAUGGUGGCGAGCUGGCAGCGCGGAACAAGCGGGUGCUUGACUUCUUCGGCAACGUCCAGGGCGUCGAGAUCGAAGACGGGGUGAAAAACACACAGCUCGACUGGAAGAAAGAUUUGGAAGCGCUUCAAAAGCUUGCUGCGAGGGUUGAGGGCGAGCAAGAGGAUGUUGGAGCUGGAGUUGACCCGACCAUUGCCACGACUGCCAAGACAGACACAGUCCAUCAGUCCAAGGUUACCUUCGACAUGGCCCAGGCAAGCGACAGCUUCUUCAAGAAGAUUGCUGGUGCAGCAUCGCUCGCUGUCCUUGGAGGUGCCUGGAUGGCCUCCAGUGCGCUGACGAAGCAGUCCCCGGUGAAGUGA